AGCUCAUCGUGUCGUUUGAAUAACAAAAAAAAAAAAAAAAAGAAGGGGGAAAUAAAUUUAAAAGCUAAUAAGGAUCACAUCUUUAACAUAAAAUCAAACGCAUUUAACUUAGGUCAAGCUCUAUGCCUAAGCUUAAAAUUACAACCACAGUGAAGAUUGAUUAAGUGCGGAAAAGGGCAGAAUGAUGAGGACCGAUUUAUUGAUGAGAAAGUUAAUCCUUCAUAUUUGUACAGUUAUUGUAUUUAGUCUCACUGUGUGUGUGUCUCAAAUUGAAGCAGCACCUCGAUAUCCAGUUGUAUUGAUACCAGGAGAUGGAGGUUCUCAGCUUGUUGCCAAAUUGAACAAAACGUCAGCCCCUCAUUUUAUCUGUCGUAAAUAUACCAAAGAUUAUGAAUCUAUAUGGAUUAAUCUGGAAGAACUUCUGCCUCAAGUUAUUGACUGUUUUGUAGAUAAUAUGAGAUUGGUGUAUGACAAGGUAACAAGAACAACAUCCAACUCUCCUGGAGUAGACAUUCGUACUGUUGAAUUUGGGGGAACAUCAUCUGUUGAGUGGCUAGAUCCCAGUAAACCAUCACAUUAUCUACCUUUUUUGUCCUACUUUUACUCAAUAGUCAAUGAUUUAACAGCUUUUGGAUACAUCAGAGGAGUGUCUGUAAGAGGGGCUCCAUUCGAUUUUAGAAAAGCACCAAAUGAGCUCUCAGAUUACUAUAAGGACCUGAAAAAUAUGAUUGAGGAUACCUACACUAAGAACAAUAAUAGUAAAGUUGUGGCCAUUGCUCACAGUAUGGGAAACCCUGUGUUUCUUUACUUCCUCAACCAACAGCCACAGGAAUGGAAGGACAAGUACAUCCAGUCCAUGAUCGCAUUGGCUGGGGUGUGGGGCGGAGCAGUGAAGCCUUUGAGACUUUUGGCAUCAGGUGACAGUCUUGGAGUAUCUGUAGUUGUGCCACUCAAAGUACGCCCAGAGCAGAGAUCCAUGCCGAGUACAGCCUUUCUAAUGCCCAGUGACAAGUUCUGGAAACCAUCUGAAGUCCUGGUCAGGACAGAAUCCAAAAACUACACUGUGGCUGACUAUAAAGAGUUCUUUAGCGACCUUAAUUUUACUGAUGGUUAUGAGAUGAGAAAGGACACAGAGAUGCUGAUUAGGGAUUUGCAACCUCCUGGUGUGGUUGUCCACUGCCUUCAUGGGACUGGGGUUGAUACACCAGAGACACUGGUCUAUGGAAAAGGUCAGUUCCCAGAUACCUACCCCGAUGUCAUGUAUGGGGAUGGUGAUGGAACCGUCAACAUACGAAGCUUGCUGGGGUGUUUACAAUGGCAGAAUAAGCAGCAGCCCCCUGUGCACCACGUACCUAUCCCUAAUGCAGAACACAUGGCCAUUCUGCAGGACACAACUGUCAGUAAAUAUAUAGCAAGUGUAGUGACAGGGCAGCUGUGAUAAUGUGCAAGAAAAAAAACAUUAAAGAUAAGCUUGUCCACCCAUUGCUUUACUAAACAUUUCCAACUUUUGGUUUGUAUAGUAUAAGCAUCAUUUACUCAGUAUUUAUUUUUUUAGUGAACAAAAAAUGUAACGUAGUUUAAAUCUAACGAGACCUGAUUAUUCUUGCUAUCAAAUUAUUAUAAUUGGAAACUGGAUUAAAGUAUUCUUAUGAAUAGUUUUAUAGACUAUCUACAUCAGUUUAGGGACACUACAAAUAUAAUUACACCAGUAAAAGCACACUAUGCAUAACAUAACAUCAGUACAGGGGCACAAGGUAACUUAACAUCACAACAGUGCAGGGACACUAUACAAAUCAUUACAUCAAAAAAAGGGACACUUUAAAGAACAUUAUAUUUUUUUAAUGACAGUACAGGGACUCAAAACAAUUACAUUAUACAGGAGCACUGCAUACAACAUAUAAAACCUUAAAGGCCCAGGAGUAUGUUCGAAUUGAAACUUCUAAUUAAUUCUGAUCAGUAUGAAAACUUGCUCAAGUAAGUGUAAUAACUAAGCUGGAAACAUAAAAUUUUAUUCAAGAACAAGCUUGUACCAUUUUUUUUUUGGCAUUUUCUUCCUUAUUUAGAAUAUGUUUCUUUGAACUAUUCAUAAUUAACUUGUUUGGUAAUAUUUAUUAAUGUUGAGCACAUUUAUUCCCAAUAAAUAAAAAAAAAUUGCAUUGCAAUUGAAGAACUGUUACAUUUUUUUUGGUACGGUAUUAAAAUUUAAUACCGUACCAAAAAAAAUGUAACAGUCUAAGAUUGCUCUAGAAAUACGCUAGAUUCUAGAUUUACGCUAAAUCACUAGAAUCUAGUGAAGAUAAUUCUCUCACAGCCGUUAAAAGUCCGCGAAGUUUAGUGACAUUGAGUUAGAACCUAUAGAGUCUAGAUCUAUGAUAGAUUCAGUAAAGAUAAUUUCACAGCCGUGAAAAGUCCGCCAAUUUAGUGACUUAAUUAGAUCUAGACUCUAGAAGCAGUGACAGCCGUGAAAAGUCCGCGAAAUUAGUGACUUAGAUCUAGACUCUAGAUUUACGGUAGAUUCAGUGAAAAUAAUUCGCACACAGCCGUGAAAAGUCCGCAAAUUUUAGGGACUAGAUUUACGGUGAUUCAGUGAAGAUAUUUCGAAAAAAAGUCCGCGAAUUUAGUGACUUAGACCUAGACUUAAUUUACGCUAAUCCAAUAGAAUAGAGUGAAGAUAAUUCUCUCACAGCCGUGAAAAGUCCGCGAAUUUAGGGAUUUAAAUUAGAGUCUAGAUCUACUGUAGAUUUAACGAAAAUAUUUCGCACACAGCUGUAGAAAAGCCCGUAGAGUUAUUUUGGUUGUAAUUUACUUAAAACUGAUGGAAAGCAAGUCAACUGCUAAAGUAAGAAUGAAAUAUUUUUUUUUUAAAUCUGUCAAUUUAAGAAAAUUUACAACUUCAGAUUGCGACAGUUUUAGCUGAAUUACAUCUCAUAUUUUUAAAAAGUUAUUCUUCUGUAGUGCAAGCUUGUGUGUGUUUUCUAAUGUAUUAAAAAGUUGCAUUUAAAUGCUUAGGAAACACUAGAGAUGAAUUCUUUUUUUUUUUUUUUUUUGGAGGUAUGAUUUCAACUUAUCAGCAUACAUUUUAAUGAGGGUUUUUAGAUUUAAUAUAUAUAUAUAUAUAAAUAUAUAUAUAUAUAUAUAUAUUGUUCUUUUUACAUAUUUAUGUCAUAUGUAUGUAUAUAUACAUAUAUAUUGAUUGCUAUGGUGCGAUGCAUACCUUGAAAAUCUAAAACUCUACCUUGAAAACCUGGAAAAUACCUGGAAAAUCAUUCAUGAAAUUGGCUAUGAACCCUGUUAAAUGUAAUGAUAUAGAUGUAUUACUAUUAAUCUAAUUUUGUUUUGAAUACAUUUCAUAAAUUAGCUUUUCGAGACUUUCUUCUGUGCAACUAUUUUAUUUUAUAAUUCAGGUUUAUUUAUUAUAUGCCGAUCUGAGAUCAUUUUUGUUGAUAUACAAGAAGUAAUAUUGCAUUUUAAUUUAUUUAUAUUUUAAUCUUUUAAAAAUAAUUUUCAUUAGAAUAUUUUUAUUGUUUCUUGUAACCAAAUGUUAUCAUAAAAUGAUGUGACAUCGUAAGUAAUUAGUACUUUGUAGUCUGUGCUAAGUUAAUUACGUAAUGAAUUUGAAGAACGUAACCUAUUCAGUUAUUCAAGCUAGACAUCAAACCGUUUUAAAUUCUUGAAACCUUUUUUUUUUUUUUUUAACUAAUUUUUUUUUUGUUACAGUUGUACAUUGCAUCUUUUUUUAAUUUCAAUUCAAAUCUGAAUUAAUUGUUUGGUUGCAUUACAAAUCACUAUUGUCUAUUGGUAUUUCUUUCCCAGUAUUUUUUUUUUAAAGAUUUUCUUAAAAUUACCAGUGACUGCAAGUCUCAUGUUUGAAACAUUACCUUAGUAACUGUGCAACUAUAUACUGUUUCUUUGAGUGAUGACUUUACUUCAUAAUAUUAAAGAAUCCACAACUCUCUACAAUAUAUUAGACAUCUAAAUAUUGCCAUUGACAAUCUUUUUGGUCCCAUGUGUGUUAUCAACCAUUGGUAAGGAAUCACACAUGAAAAAUGACAUUUUUUAUACUUGAUGUUUCUAUGUAUUGUAGACAUUAUGAUCAGUUCCAUGCAAAGUAUUCUUGUUCACAUCUUGCAGUGUGUGUUUUAUUAUAGUUGAUUGUUUAAAAGGUACAUAUGCUUUUAAAACAUUGUUUUAUGAAUGUAAAAAAAAUCUUUGUAUGAUUACAUUUUGACACCAUAGCAUUAGAUGAAGUAUCAGAUAAAAAGCUAACUAAUUUGUUCAGAAAGUGAUUUAUGUUUAAAUGUAUUUAUUUUUGUUUUACUUGAAAGACACCAGGCAUGUUCCACAUUCAGGAUUUUCAGCUGCAACAGAAGUUUUGUUAGAUUUUUGUCACGUCUGCUAGUAGUGUUCAUACUUCAUGUUUAUUUAUUUAUAUAUAUAUAUAUAUAUAUAUAUGGAUGUACAGGUGACAUUUUUGAAUGGGUUAUCUCUUAUAGCAGUUGGAAACAAAACUAAGCACAUUUUUCUCAUCUCAUUCUCUCAUUAUGGUUGCAUGUAAUAUCGGGUGGAUCCAAGAGUUGACUGCAUGACUCUUUGAGGCCUUCCUUAAUCUUUGUUUCAUUCCAGUUACUUAAUCUUAAUUCAUUAAUCCUGCGCUUAUUCAAUGUCUGGAAAAAGUUUAUUGUUAUAUCUUUUUUUUUGUUUUCCAUCUAGUGUGAUCUUAAAUAUUGGUUUGAUAAAUAUUGUUCUUUUUUUUUUAAAUACCUUUUAUGUAGCGCAGCUUUCAUGCUUAGAGCAUGCUCAGAGCGCUAUGGUUCCAUCGCAUUUGUAGACUGGUGGGGAAGGGAGUAUCUGGGAGGUUUGCCUUUAGACGCUCAGUAAACACUACUCGGGUGUCAAACCUUGAGCCCCCUUGAUAGGUAACUAACUCUACAUCUCAUCUAUAAGGUGAAAGCAUAUUACUUGUAAAAAAAAUUGUGUAAAAUGUUUUACAUGUUUUGGAUGUUCCUUCAGAGUUGAAGGUGGUUUACUUCCUAGUCCAAACCUCCCACAGGACGACGGGGGAUGGGAGUGGGCAGGGUUUGAGCCCGGGACCAUCGAUAAAUCCAAAAGACAGUCCAGCGCGCAGACCGCACGACCAGCAGCCAUCCAUUGAAUGAAUGUAGACAGAUUUUUUCACUUUAUGUAUAUAAGUUGAGCGAGUCUAAGACUUUAUUGUCAUAGUCCUGGUGUAUUCUCGCUAUCAAGAUUUCUAGUAUAAAUUCAUAUUGAAUUGCCUAAGUCUCAGUGUAUCAUGAAUUCAUUCAUGAAUCAGAUGCUAUAUUUGACAGUACUGGAAAUCUAUAUUUGUAAAAAAAAUGCACCUUGGAUUUUUUUUUUUUGAGCAACCUUUUUUUUUUAUUUUUAAUUGAUGAGCUGCUUUGUUUAGUUGCAACACCUCACAGCUUAUGUUUUGUAUGAACUAAGUUCCAGCCCUUUGAGUAGGUACUUAACAUAUUCAAAUGUAUUUUACCCCCUUUUUUUUUUUAAAUAAAAAUAAUUCAUUAUUCUCUCCACAUUUUUAAAGUCUAUAUAAAGGUUUACAUUUUUUAACAGCCCCCCCCCCCCCCCCCCCCAAGGUGAAUAACUGUUAUGAGUUUCGUGUGGUCUGUCUGUUCAUCUGUCUGACCCAUUUAGAUUGCAAAAACUAGAAAAGAUAUUGAAAAUAAAAAUAUGUUGUUUUUUUUUUUCAUAUAUAUUUUUUAAAUAUUGGCAAUUUUUAAAAAAAAACUUGAGCAAAAAGAAUUUUUGUGUAGAAUAUUUUAUGAAAGUUUUUGUAUAACUUUACUUUGUUUUUGGAAGUUUAAAACCUAUUCUUCUUAGUCAAGUUUUUUUUUAUACAGUAUCAAACAUUUUUUUACUUGAAACAUGUAGGCAUCUUUUUUUUUUUCAUAUUAAGUUGGAAUGAUAAUGGGACACAUAGUUCAUAACUGUAUUUAGCCCAGCUGAAGUGUAGCAAAAGUAUAGGAACUUAUUGCCAGCAAUAACACUUUGAAUUUGCCAAUUUUUUUUCACGACCCCCCCCUUUUUUUUUUUUUUUAAAUAAAAGUCCCAUUUAAAUUUGCAAUUACAGAGAUUAUAGCAUGAACAGGCUAUAGAAUAAAGAAAAGGUGUUAUGAUAUUAAUCUUAA
Messenger RNA from Biomphalaria glabrata, 6167 nucleotides. RefSeq names its product phospholipase A2 group XV-like. Gene Ontology annotation, biological process: lipid metabolic process. The record is from RefSeq and is a predicted model, not a curated record. Lineage: Eukaryota; Metazoa; Mollusca; Gastropoda; Planorbidae. The transcript has 7 exons. Bases 182 to 1438 code for a protein of 418 amino acids.